GGAGGCAGCGAAGCCGAAAAGCAUUUGAAUGGCUCAGCGAGGAACAGGAAGGAUUGAUUGAUUGAUAUUGUUACCUUGUUUUGGUGACCUGCGAUGGCAGUUGAGUAGAGUUUCGAUCGACAACCACCGCCGGUCAUGGAGAAGAAGGGCGCCGUGACCGUGCUGAUGAACCGGUACGAGCUGGGGAGGCUGCUGGGGCAAGGCACGUUCGCGAAGGUGUACCAGGCGAGGAACCUUGCCACCGGCGCCAUCGUUGCCAUCAAGGUCAUCGACAAGGAGAAGGUGCUCCGGGUGGGGAUGAUCGACCAGAUCAAGCGCGAGAUUUCGGUGAUGCGCCUCGUCCACCACCCCAACAUCGUCGAGCUCUACGAGGUGAUGGCGACGCGCAGCAAGAUCUACUUUGCGAUGGAGUACGUCCGCGGUGGCGAGCUUUUCAGUAAGGUGGCCAAGGGGCGGCUAAAGGAGGACGCCGCCCGGAAGUACUUCCACCAGCUGAUCGCCGCCGUGGACUUCUGUCACAGCCGCGGCGUCUACCACCGGGACCUCAAGCCGGAGAACCUGCUGCUGGACGAGAAGGGCGACCUUAAAGUAUCCGACUUUGGCCUCAGCGCGCUCGGCGCCUCCCGCGGCCGGGACGGGCUUCUCCACACCACCUGCGGCACGCCGGCGUAUGUCGCGCCGGAGAUCAUCAGCAAGAAAGGAUACGACGGCGCCAAGGCCGACAUUUGGUCCUGCGGUGUCAUCCUCUUCGUGCUUCUUGCAGGGUACCUCCCCUUCCACGAUUCGAAUCUGAUGGAGAUGUAUCGAAAGAUCAGCCGCGGCGACUUCCGGUGUCCCUAUUGGUUCCCUUCCGACGUGAAGAAGCUACUGCUCCGCCUUCUGGAGCCAAAUCCCGCCGUUCGGAUCACCGUCGCCAAGCUCAUUGAGAACCCCUGGUUCAGGAAGGGAUAUUACAAGGCGAUCAACCAGCACCAGGCACAGAUGAAGCGGGACGAGAGCCUGGGCGACGUCCGCCGGGCGUUUGCCGACGAGGAAGGGCAGGAAUCGGAGGACGAUAGCAAAAGGCAGUCUUUUUCGGGGGAGCCAUCGAGGACGACGUCGCCGGUGAGGCCGGAGCGGCUGAACGCGUUCGACCUGAUCGCACGGUCGCCGUCGUUCGACCUGUCAGGGCUGUUCGAGGAGGACUCGAAUCAUGGUCCACGGGCCUCGGAGGCGCGUUUCACGACGCAGAAGACGACGGAGGCGAUCGUGUCAAAGCUGGAGGAGAUCGCACGGACGGAGCGUUUCCGGGUGCGGAAGGAGAAGGAGGGAGUGGUGAAGCUGGAAGGCAGCCGGGAGGGGCGGAAGGGGCAGCUCGCGGUGGAGGCCGAGAUCUUCGAGCUUACGCCGGCGCUGUACGUGGUAGAGCUCAAGAAAUCGGCCGGUGACACGCUGGAGUACCAGAGGUUCUACAACCAGGGGAUGAAGCCGUCGCUCAAAGACAUCGUGUGGAAGUGGCAGCUGGGGGAGCAGUAGCCACCGCUGCCAGCUCUUCCGGCGCCGUAGCUGCAGUCGCCGACGGAUGCAACGAACGCACGAAUGACCCCACCUCCCUUCAAUUCCCAUGUGCCCCUCUUCCCUUGUACUGCACGUCACCAAACAUCCAGCGGAGUUUGGAGCCCUUCUACAACUGCCAUCAAUCCAAUUACCACAAUAAAUUAUGUGUGUGUUGUCAGUCUUAUUUAGAACAUCUUCUGAAUGUAUGCGAUAGAUCUCUGUACAAUUGUUUCAAAAUGAGCAAGAUUGCAAUUUUAUUUUUUAAGAUGCAACUGAGAAUAUUGUGUACUAGUAAGAAAUCUAAGGAAAACUGAAGCUACAGAAAAAAGAACAGCAGUGGAACACAAUUACAAGAAAUAGAUUUGCAGAAGCGUGAUCAUAUUUUACAGGAUAUUAGCUGAAAAAACAGGUCUUCAGAUCUUGCACAAUGAAUAAACUUCAGUUUAUCAGUGCAAGAGAACAACGAUUUAUGAUGUCAAAUAAAACUCAGAGGUUAGGACCGAAUCAGUUUGGACUUGAGGCAUAGGAAUCAUCAGCAAAUUCAGUAUCACUGAUAGCUGAAAUCUAAGUAAUAAGAAGAUUUGGAUGAAAAUAAGAGGUGGAAUCUCA
Zingiber officinale is the source of this 2145-nucleotide messenger RNA. RefSeq names its product CBL-interacting protein kinase 5-like. The transcript has a single exon. Gene Ontology annotation, molecular function: protein kinase activity; ATP binding. Bases 136 to 1515 code for a protein of 459 amino acids. Lineage: Eukaryota; Viridiplantae; Streptophyta; Magnoliopsida; Zingiberales; Zingiberaceae. Gene Ontology annotation, biological process: signal transduction; protein phosphorylation. The record is from RefSeq and is a predicted model, not a curated record.